Hypomesus transpacificus is the source of this 2663-nucleotide messenger RNA. It is a transcript of the gene foxj2, whose product is annotated as forkhead box J2. Gene Ontology annotation, cellular component: nucleus. The record is from RefSeq and is a predicted model, not a curated record. Gene Ontology annotation, molecular function: DNA-binding transcription factor activity, RNA polymerase II-specific; RNA polymerase II cis-regulatory region sequence-specific DNA binding. Gene Ontology annotation, biological process: regulation of transcription by RNA polymerase II. NCBI's taxonomy places the organism in Eukaryota, Metazoa, Chordata, Actinopteri, Osmeriformes, Osmeridae.
GAAGCCAGAAAGGGAGGGGAAGCAGAGAGAGAGGGAGGAAAAGGGAAACGAAAACUUUUUUUUCUUCUUCUCUCUUCCCCAAAUAAACAUUUCCAAAAGAGAGAACACAAAAAAGGUGUCCGGCAAGCGUUUGCAGAUUGUGUGUGGAGAAAGAGAGAGGAGAUACCGUGAGGGAGGAGAAAGAGAGCAAGUUUCCUACGCAGAUCUGAUGACAACAUCAAAUAUUAACAGUGUGAGGCUUCGGGCCUGCAGUGACUAGAGAGAGAACCCCCCGAGGGACAGAGAAAGAGAGAGGGAAUGUCUUCAGAACUAAACUCCAGUCUUACCAGCAUCGACUGGCUCCCACAACUGGGAGUGAGCAGCCUGCGUUCCGGGAAGGAGAGGGGAGGAGGCAAGGAGGGGAGACAGGACAGGGGGAGGGAGAGAGGAGACCUCCCACCCCGUGUGUCGUCGUCACCUCCGCCCUCCGGCUCCAAGGGGACCCCCCACAGCUACGCCACUCUCAUCGCCAUGGCGAUAGGCGCGGCGCCGGACAGGAAGCUGAGUUUGAAUGACAUCUACACUUGGAUCAGCGACACCUUCCCCUAUUACAGCAGGACGGGCCGUGGGUGGAAGAACUCUAUCCGUCACAACCUGUCCCUGAACAAGUGCUUCAGGAAGGUUCCUCGGCCGCACACUGACCCUGGCAAGGGUUCCUACUGGACAAUGGACAGUCCCUCAGAACUCCACCAAGCGAGAGGAACCAAACGACCGUUCGAGGAAGCAAAAACGACCGCACCCCCAGAGGGGAGGACAGAGCGAGAGAAGGGCCCCCCUCUUCAGCUACCGUCCCCCCAGGCGGAGCACCAACCUUCAGCCUCUCCAUUAAGACCCCACCCGGACUCACUGUCUCCCCCUCCCUACAAGAUGCGAUCACCCUACACCCCGAAUCCGGUCUCCACCUACUCGUCUGCUCUCUCGGCCCCCUGUUCCAAUGUGUCUAUUUCCACUCUCUCCCCCUCUUUCUCUGUCACUGAUUCUGUCUCCCCCUGUACUUUCUCCCCCUCUCUCUCUGUGCCCCUGUCCCCCUCUACUCUCUCCCCCUCUAUCUCUGUGCCCCAUUCGGUCUCUCCUGUCACUCUCUCCCCCUCUACAGCAUCCCCGUCGACCAUUCCAACUCUCACCUUUCCCCAUCCGGUUCCCCACCUUACGAUCGCCACUCCUGCCAUCUCUGUGGCACCUACGACCGCCUCCCCACACCUGUCCACUGAACCCCCGCUCCGGUUCUCCUUCGCUGACCUGAACCUGCCAGACUUGUACACCUCCUUCCAGUCCCUCUACAGGACCAUGAGGGAAAGAGGUGCCUCGCAAUCGGAUGUUGGCGCUCUCUUUGGGCUGACCAGUGACAGUACCCCGCUGCACACUCCAACCCUCCCUCCAAUGUCCCCUUGCCCUUUGUCCUCUGGACCCUUGGUGACCCCUGGCCCCUUAGUGACCCCUGUUCCCAUAGUGACCCCUGGCCCCUUAGUGGCCCCUAGACCUUUAGUGGCCCCUGGACUCCCAGUCCACACUGGACCCCCUGCAGAUCGUCCAGAGACUGACAGACCAUCUCAUGCCAAUGUGCUGCCGCCUGAUUGGUUCAGCACCACAGACUCACUUAAGGAGAGUUUCCGUGUUGCCAGCAGCCUGGACUGGGCAGCUAUAGACCUAACCAGCUACCCAGACCUGGUGGAGAGCAUGCGACAGGCGGAGCUCUGUGAUUGGGCGCUGGAUCCGGUGCUCUUCACCUCCCUCUGCGAUUCGCUGAAUCGCUUCUUCACUCAGAAGGGCCUGAUUGGCUCGUCUCCUGGGAACUCCCCCCUGGCGCCAGGUGCUCUUCCGUCGCUCCCUCCUCCCCUUUCUGCCAGCUCUCUGUCCCUGGCCAGCCUCCCCCAUCCCUCGCCCCUGCUCUAUCCCCCUCUGGGGCCUCCUCCCAGCAUGGGGCAGCCCCCCAGGAGGAGUUUGCCCCCCCAGGCCCAACAAAGAGCCCCUCCAAUACAGCCUGGCCCCACCCAGCCACCACACUCUGCCGCCGGAGUCCAGCCUCAGCCAUUGGCUCCUCGGUCCCGUCCUCCAAUGAAACAUCUCCACAGCAACAGCGAGGAGUUUCAAGAUGACUUCGACUGGGACUCUCUGAUCGUCUGACGAGCAGGUCAGGGUCCACUUCACUCAGGGCUUCAGUUCAGGAUCUACCAACCCCUCGCCCAGUUCUCCCCCUGAAUAUGUAGGGGAAGACGGGCAAAACUGAGGUCACAAGGGGGGGGGGUCACAUGCCCUGCAACACUAUGCAGCUGCCUCACUUUUCUUCACUCCCUGUCACUACUUGGGGCGUCCCACCAUGCACCAGCAGGGCGGAACAUGGGGGUCAGGUAGAUCAGUUAUGACUGAAUGCUGCGCUUACCGCUUUGGGAUUCGCUUAAGCCUUUUGGUGUGUGUUUAGUUUUUUUGCCUAUGGUUUGAAUGUCUUUGUAAAAGCUUCUAAAUACUGACUUACUCAGCUGAAAGGGGUUGGGAAGGGCUGAUUAUCAAAUGAAAUCAGAACAUGAAACAAGGUACAUUCCUUGUUUGACUUUUUGUCUUAGAAUGGAUGAGAUAUUGCUGUUCAGAGUCAAGUCAUGACAUUAAAGAGAAGCCAAGCACGUGUA